This is a messenger RNA of Phyllotreta striolata, 5709 nucleotides long. Lineage: Eukaryota; Metazoa; Arthropoda; Insecta; Coleoptera; Chrysomelidae. The record is from the annotation of a GenBank genome assembly.
GGUUGUCAAGUCAGAAUUAAAAAAGUAACUAAAAAGAGAAACGUCGAUUUAAACAGGAAUCAAACAGAGAAAAUAAUACAUUAUUUUUGACAGUUAAUUCGUCACCUCACGUUCCGUACCUCUCGGAACUCCAAAUUCCUGUUAUUUUGUCUUGGCUCAACGCAGGUAUGCUGUAAAGUGUAAACAAAUGAACGAUCUGAUUCAUGAACAUUUACAUUUCAUUUAUUAUCAGUCAUCCAUUAUUAUCAGAAGUUUUAUUUCAAUUCGAACAAUUGUUUCACUAAGAAGUUCAGUCAAAUUGUCGUGCCUUGAUUCAUGUUUUGAAACCUGUUUUAGUGUGUUAAUUAGAUAAAUCGUCGAGUGCAAUAUGACUGGGAGAUUAGCAGGACAGACCAUCAACGACAGGCUCCUGGCCGCAAAACACAGCUUGGCUGGGCAAGGUUUGGCCAAAUCUGUCUGCAAAGCGACCACAGAGGAAAUGAUCGGCCCCAAAAAGAAACACUUAGAUUAUUUAGUCCAUUGUACAAAUGAGCCGAACGUUUCUAUCCCCCAGUUAGCAAAUUUGUUAAUAGAAAGAUCACAAAAUGCCAAUUGGGUUGUGGUAUACAAAGCGCUUGUGACGGUUCAUCACAUGAUGUGUUAUGGAAACGAGAGGUUUACACAAUAUUUAGCAUCUAGUAAUAGUACGUUUCAAUUAAGCAAUUUCCUUGAUAAAGGUGGAGUUCAAGGUUAUGACAUGUCGCCAUUUAUAAGAAGGUAUUCUCGGUAUCUAAACGAAAAAGCUUUAUCAUAUCGAACCGUCGCUUUCGAUUUUUGCAAAAUAAAAAGAGGGAAAGACGAUGGUAUGUUGAGAACAAUGAACGCCGAUAAAUUACUGAAAACCGUUCCGACUUUGCAAAAUCAACUUGAUGCGCUAUUAGAAUUCGAUUGUUCCGCCAACGAUUUGACCAAUGGCGUUAUCAACAUGUCCUUUAUGUUACUGUUCAGAGAUUUAAUCCGCCUGUUCGCUUGUUACAAUGAUGGGAUUAUUAAUUUGUUAGAAAAAUUCUUCGACAUGAACAAGAAACAAUGCAAAGAAGCCUUGGAUAUAUACAAGAAAUUUCUGAUAAGAAUGGAUAGAGUUUCGGAAUUUUUGAAAGUCGCCGAAAACGUGGGUAUCGAUAAAGGUGAUAUUCCAGACUUAACGAAAGCUCCUAGCAGUCUACUGGACGCUUUAGAACAACACCUGAACUAUUUAGACGGGAAAAAAUCGACCUCUUCCAACCAAUCGAGCAAUGCGAGUAAUCAAAAGAACGUUAAAUCCGGCGUAUCGGCCUUAUCUUCCACCAGCAACGCAUUCGGAAAUGUCGUAGCAAACGCUCGUUUCGAUUCAGGUAACGGCAUCGAUGAACAGCUGAAACUUCAAGUCCUCGCCGAAGAAGAAGCUGCAAUGAAUCAAUUCAAGUCUAAAGUUCAAUCUCCUCCGAUUAACAAUCCGUUUUUGAGCAACUCCUCGUCGUCUGGGACCGUUUCCUCGCAAUCGCUGAGCUCUCCUACUUUCGAUUUGUUCGCUGACGCUCCGGCGCACGCUCACGUGAAGGCUUCGGACGAUUUGUUGCAGUUGUCGAAUCCUUUCGCUGACGCUUUCGCGCCACAGCAAGCCUCCAACGCGAACGCCAACGCUUUCGCCAAUCAACAGAACGUUUGGAUGGCUAACAGAAAUGGUUUUCCUGUUCUAAGUCCCGGAAAUAAUUCCGUAUCGUCGGGAGGAUCGUCGUUUGUUAACGAUAAUAAUUUCGCAGCGGUGUUUGGGAAUGCCGACACGAAAUCAAACAAUUUUGAUCCGCUUGGUGGAGUUCUCCAGCCAGCCAACUUCAACGGCGAGAGACCUUCUCUAAACAUUCUUAAUAAUAACGAGCACAACAAUCAGCAAACUACCUCUAAUGGUUUAUUGACUGGUGAUUUGGAAUCGAGUUUGGCUUCGCUGGCUGAAAAUUUGUCGAUUAACAGGGGUACUGUUACGAAGAGCAUACAAUGGAAUUCUCCUAAAAAUGGUUCUAAAACGGCCAAUAACUGGUCCCCUCAGCCCAUUUCCGAUACAACUGUUGCCGGAUACAAACCAAUGAAUCAGUCGAUGCCUCCUUCACCAUUCAGCAGUUUGACGUUCACUUCUGCACAACAGCCUCAAAUGUAUCCACAAAUGAUGGGUAUGCGCCCGUUAACGACACCGCCGAUUUUGUCUACACUUCCCGCUAUGAAUCAAAUGAGUCCUCCGGUCAAUCAGAUGGGGCAACAGUCGUUGCUGUUUCACUGACUUUUUUUUCAAUAAUAAUUCGUGAACAUCAGAAAAAAAAGGAAAUUUAUUUUUGUAAUAGUUAAGUAUAAAAUAUAUCUGUACGGGCUGGUGUAGACGAGUAACCGGUACAAAAAGUUGCUUUUGAAUCGUUACUAAAUUAUUGAAAGAAUUUGAUGUGCCUUAUAUGCAGUUUUUAUUCUGAAGCAGUAUUUAUGUAAAUAGUUCGAGUAUAAUAUAUCGCAAUGAAGCUGGUUUGUACAGGUUUUUAUUUGUAAGUAUAGAGUAAAAAUUAAAAUUUAGUCCGUUAUAUUUUUGCUAAAUUUUAAUAUUUAUAUAAAAUUUACAUGUAUGUAUACAAAAAUUUGAAGUUCUUUCUACAUCAGCCUAUUUUAUUCUAAAAUGUUAUUGUAACAUUAGUUUUAUGUUGAACUGAAAAAUUAAAAGGUAAUAUUUAUUGCAUAUGGAAUCAUUUUGAGUUGGACAUAUGAAUUACCGGUAAUUUAAAAUGGUUAAAUAAAUUAACAAUUAUUAGGAUAGCAUCCUUGUAAAUAUUUAUUUUGGAUGUGCAAUUGAAUAACAUAAAUUGUUAUUGUUAAAACCAGGGUAAUAUAAAUCAAAAAUGUACAUCAAAGAAGUUAUUACGUUUUUGAUUAAAUUUUAUAUGGGUCCUUCAUACAAGUUUUACACAUUUUGUUAAUAAUUAAACAUAAAUUACACAGUAAUUUAGUUUAGUAUAAUGAGACAUGCUGUCAUUUUAAAUUAAUUGAAAUUUGAUCUACUACUUGCACUUCCAAUGAAUCAAACUUUUUAAAACGUAUUUAUAGAUAGUUUUGUUACCACGUUUUCUUGUUUGAUUUAGAUAAAAAUCAUUUUCAAAUUUGUCUCUACGAGAAAGUUAAUUUGUAGGAUACCUUACAAAAGAAUGAAAUUAUUUUGUACACCUACUAUUUUUUAUAUUAAUAUUUUCUUGCUAUCUCUACAUAUAAUUUGAAUGAUUCGAAUGUAGAAAACGAGGUAAUAAAUAAUAUCUAAUUACUAAUUUAAGACGUCGAACUGAUGCCUACAUAUCACAUGUAUUAAGAGAAAAAUCUAUAUUUUGUAACCUAAUUUAUUGAGAUUAAAUGAAUAAAUCUAACGUUUCAAGCAUUGGGUUUUGCGGCGUUUUAUGCCAGAAAUCUAUUUUUUCUAUAAUAUGCACAUUAAAGUGUUCACAUUUAACGGUGGAAUGUCACGAAGAAAUGUCCAUUAGUUUAUUUUAUUACGAUUAAAUAUUUAUAAAUGCACCAUUACAAGUGCGGAAAGGAUUAUAAAAUCUAGUCAUAAUAAUGUAAAUUAUUUUGAAUGUCAUUUGUGCAUAUUUAAUCAGAUUAAAAAAUUACUAUUUAAUAUUUACUGUGCAUCUUAUCUUAAGCAAAUGUCUUAGAAUUUUUAAAUUAAUUAUCGUGUUAAUAACACUAUAAGUAAAUUUCAGCUGGAUCUAGUUUCUCGUCCAUUUUAACUCUAAAUACAUUAGAAACUAUUUUUUCAAAAUCGAAAUCAUUUAUAGUUGAAAUUGACGAUAAACUUUGAGGACAUAUAUUUUUUCAAGUGCGUCUAAUUGUAAAUAGCCCACCCUUGAAUUUUAAAAGACAUUCUAGAUGUAUUUCGAGUUUUUAAAUAACCUCUUGUCUCUAUCAUAAAAAUUUUACGCCAUUUAUUUACUUUAGUUAAAUAUUUACGAUACAUAAGAAUGUUAUUUAUUACACCGUUAAAGAAAAAAAUGUAUAAAAUUGUUUAGCAAUAUUCGAAAAUGAAAUAGGCAAUUAACUGUACCUUUAAUUUAUGUGAUUAAUAUUUAUUUUUUUGGUUAAUAACUCGUUCAUCACAUUUGCAAGGCGGGAUUGUAAACAUUUAACCUUUGCAAUUUACGUGUGAUAUCUAGUAGGGUAGACACAUCUACGAAUUUUAUGUUUUACAUAUGAAUUUAUUCUUUUACAUCCGAGUAUCCCAAUAGCAAUCGAGUGCUAGUAUUCAUAUUACGCCAUUUACAUCAUAUACAGGGAGUCCCAAAGAAAAGUAACCCGUUUAAUCGACCUGUAAUUUUUAAACACCUAAUUAUAAGAACAUGCGGUUUUAGAUAUGUUUUAUUUUGUUAUAAGUCUUGUUACAGUGAGGCAGACAUUUUGUAUCACCUGUACAGGGAGAUUUUGAUAAAACACCCUGUACUGGUAAAAACAUAAUUUCUGUGUCCUUGUAACAAAAGUUAUAGCAAAAUAAAAGCUUGAGGCUAUUAAAUGAGCUUCUCUUCAUUAGGACACCUUAUAUAUUGUACCAUUUACUUUCCAAACGAAAUUAAUGUAUUUAUUUUGAUUACUAAUAUUAACUGUUAUUUAAAAUUUACUAAUGUUAAUUAUUGUAAUACAGUAGAUGGACAAUCGAAUUAUACCGUACGAAAAAUUUGAAAGUAAACGGACUAACUUUUAUGGACCUGAAAUUAGUGCUUUAAAAUGUAUAUCUCUAGAUAAAUAUAUCAUUUAAGAUAUUAUUUGCAGUACCAAGGAUGGAUGUUCAUUAUUCGAAAGGACCUUGUAAUGUGCAUUAAUUCUUUAGAAUAAUGAAUACUCAUCUUAGCAGAUAUUAAUGCAGAAAGGAAGCUUAUCGAGAUGUUAGUUGACAAAAGGCUCUCGAAUUUGAGGUAAACAUUUCACUUGUGAUUGAUAAAAUUUACGAAAAAUUCAACUUCAUCUCAACGUGUGAAGGGUAUCAAACGGAUAUACAAGUAAUUCUCACCUAAAUAUUGCAUCCGUUUGGUAUAAGUUGUUUCCCUAUAAAAUAUGCCUAAAAUUGUCAGAAAAUAUUAGAAAAAUUUUUAUUUUGUUUCUGUUACAGAACUAAUGCUAGUGUUAGUAAACGUUCCGUCCGAAAUUGUUUCUAAUUUUGUUGGAUUUAUAUACCAGUUUAUUAUUGUUACCGUAGCUCUGUUACGAUUGGCUCAAUCCACUUAGUUUUACUGUUCUAUUUCGAUUAUAAUUUUUCGAUUGAGUGCCUUAAAAAAAUUUAAUCUGUUAAAAUUUACGAAUUAGUUAGUCCCUCAUAAUUUGUGAGUGCGUUGUCUCCGGCAAUUUUCCGAGCCGUCCGGAAGUUUUUCCAGGCAAUGAUGAAAUUUCUUGGAGAAAAUUUGAUCCAUUGAAAAUGUGCAUGUCCAAUCUGUUGAAAUUAUCCGACAAUAAGUGGAAAGGUCCAUUAUAUUAGGUUUUCUUUAAACAUGCUAUUUGUAUAUACCACACACAAUAAACUAUAGACCACAAUCACCCAAUUUGGAAUUUAUGAAAAUUGUUCUAUUACAUUGUAUUAUACACUAUGUGCAACACAAAAUACUUUAUUCUUAUAUGCCAUUACUUAAAGCUUAUAAUGUAUGUAUUGGAUAUAAAUGUAUAAUAAAAAAUGAAAACAUA